Molecule: messenger RNA, 960 nt
Organism: Cyclopterus lumpus (lumpfish)
Lineage: Eukaryota; Metazoa; Chordata; Actinopteri; Perciformes; Cyclopteridae
Product: ankyrin repeat and SOCS box protein 12-like
Exons: 3
Coding region: 1-960 (319 amino acids)
Molecular function (GO): protein binding
Source: RefSeq, a predicted model, not a curated record
AUGGUUCUGGGCCAAGCUGUCAACAUGAGUUUGAUGGACAUUUCGAAGAUCUUCUCCCUGCUGCAGCCGAAGGAGGAGGAUGAGGACAACGAGCAGUGUCAGGCCUUGAACAACGCCGUGGGCGCCGACGACGCCACUCUGCUCUCCGAGCUUCUGUCUCAGGAGAGUUACAGGGGGUCUAUCAAUGCCCGGAGCGGGUGGGGGGUCCCGGUAACCCCCUUGCGCAGCGCUGCUGCCCUGGGACACCUGAGGUGCUUGCAGUUGUUGUUAGAGCACGGCGCAGAGAUCGACAGCCUGGACGUGAAGGCCCAGACGCCUCUGUUCACAGCCGUCAGUGGGAAACAUCUGGACUGCGUGGUCGCCCUGCUGAAGGCCGGAGCCGAUCCCAACGGCAGCCAGUACAACAACUGUUCCCCGGUGUUGACGGCGGCCCGCGAGGGCGACGUGGACGUGCUGCGGGAGCUGCUGCGCUUUGGAGCCGAGGUGGACGCCAAGCCCAGGGUCCCCGAGUGGGCCUCCAAUGCCACGACCUGCAGAGGGGCCCUCUACAUCUCGGCCGUGUACGGACACCUGGGCGGCUUCAAGCUGCUCCUUCUCCACGGGGCCAACCCCGACUACAACUGCACAGACGAGAAGGUGCUGGCCCGGAUCAAGCAGCCGAAGACAGUCCUGGAGGUGUGUCUGCAAUACGGCUGCGGGGUGGAGUACAUCCAGCUGCUCAUCGACUUUGGGGCGGACGUGUUUCUGCCCACGCUGAUCAUCGACAAGACCACGAAGCAGAACGAAGCGCUGAUCCUGCUGCUCAAAGAGAGAGUCUGUCCCAAAACACUGAUGUCUCAGACUCGGCUGGCAAUACGAAGACGCCUGCCCUUCGCCGAUAAAGAGCCCGCCAUCGACAUUUUGGACGUUCCUUUGAUCCUGAGGAACUAUUUGAAGCACGAGACCUCUGAACACAUAUGA